Colletotrichum higginsianum IMI 349063 is the source of this 525-nucleotide messenger RNA. Its product is annotated as Beta-lactamase. NCBI's taxonomy places the organism in Eukaryota, Fungi, Ascomycota, Sordariomycetes, Glomerellales, Glomerellaceae. The record is from RefSeq and is a predicted model, not a curated record. Bases 1 to 525 code for a protein of 174 amino acids. The transcript has a single exon.
AUGUACCUUUUUCUGAUUCUUCAGGCGUCCGUUUGCUUUGCGCAUGGGGGCCUCGACUGCCGACCUGAGGGUCCGGCGGUACCGCGUCCGCUCAGCCUGGCCAACUCCAACACCUUCCAACUCGCCCUGUCGUCGUUCGAAGAGCAACUAGAACAGGCCCUGUCGGCUAAGACAAAUGCAGGCUGGGUUGUUGAAAACACAUCCUUCUCCCUGGCCGUUGUAUCCACUGACCAAGGUCCUCCUUCAACACCUCUAUGGGAGUUUCACCACCUAGCCAGCAACAGCGUCAAUGGGACGAAAGACCUCACUGGGAAUUCCCAGUACCUUAUUGGUUCAGUCUCCAAGGUCCUUUCGACACUUGUGCUGCUCAAGAGCGGCCUUAAUCUUGAUAGUUCCAUCACUGACUACAUCCCGGAACUCAAUGACACGUCCUCGUAUAUUCCGUGGGCUAAUGUGUCGCUUCGCGCAUUGGGCUCGCAUCUUUCGGGCGCUCCGUCUAAUUGUCUGUUUCUCAACCUCGUAUAA